Messenger RNA from Rosa chinensis, 1950 nucleotides. Its product is annotated as lactosylceramide 4-alpha-galactosyltransferase. NCBI's taxonomy places the organism in Eukaryota, Viridiplantae, Streptophyta, Magnoliopsida, Rosales, Rosaceae. Bases 189 to 1484 code for a protein of 431 amino acids. The record is from RefSeq and is a predicted model, not a curated record. The transcript has a single exon.
UUCAUGCAUUUAAUUAGUAGCUUCGACAGAUGGUGAUUCAUGACCCAAAUUUUUAACGUUUCAAGAGGUCUUCCACAGGUAAUCCUUACUUCCUCAAUAGUAGAUAUUAAUUUAGCUUCUAUUUCAUUUUUCAUCUACUAUAAAAUGGCUUUCUCAGAAGUAUACUGUAUUCUUCAUCAGUACGUACCAUGUCUCCAAAAAAAUCCUCACCCCACUCCACUCUCUUAAAAAUGAAAAGAAUAUCGCAAAAACUGUUUCAUUAUAACCUAUUUAGACGCACUGCCAAAACUUCUAUUUUCUCCACCAUUUCAUUUGCUGCCAUAUUCUUUCUCCUAUAUUCAUCAGACACCAUAGUCUCGAUCUCUAACCUUCCCAUGCAUCCGGUUGACCUCAAAAGUCAUAAAAUUGUUGACCAUCGCCAGGAACCAACCUUGAUUACUACUACUAAUAUCCAAGAAGAGAUCAGCAUUGAUGAAGGUCCAGAUGAAGUUUACGACCCUCUAAUCCCUCCCGAUAAUGUAACAAAAGAAGAAAGACAAGUGUGGUUCAGGCGGAAGCUUCCAGAGCUGGAGAUACUCCGGUCCAAUAGCUUGACGCAGCAAUUCCACAGUCGAGUUCUCCAGUUUCUCAACAACGGAUGCAGCAUUCAAUUCUACAUGAUAUGGUUUUCACCAGCGAAGUCAUUCGGAAAAAGAGAAUUCUUCGCCAUGGACAGCCUCUUCAAAGCUCAUCCUCAAGGAUGUUUGAUGCUAUUAUCGAAAAGCAUGGAUUCGGGACGCGGAUACCGAAUCCUGAAACCAUUACUUGAUGGAGGAUUCAAAAUACUCGCGGUGACUCCAGACUUGCCAUUUCUAGUCAAAAACACUCCAGGUGAAAUUUGGCUUGGCGAAAUGAAGAGUGGGAGGAGAGACCCAGGUUACAUCCCAUUGUCCCAAAACCUAGCCAAUCUGAUCAGACUUGCCGUGCUUUACAAGUAUGGAGGUGUAUACUUAGACACAGACUUCAUAACUCUGAAGGAUUUCUCGGGGUUGAGGAAUGCAAUUGGAGCACAAAACGUAGAUUUAGAGUCCAAAAACUGGACCAUACUAAACAAUGCAGUCAUGAUCUUCGACAUAAACCAUCCGCUUCUACUAGACUUCAUGGGAGAAUUUGCUUCAACAUUUAAUGGAAACAAAUGGGGUCACAACGGACCUUACUUGGUCUCCAGGGUAACUGAGAAAAUGGGGCGCACACCGGGUUACAACCUUACAAUUUUGCCUCCCGAGGCGUUUUAUCCGGUGGAAUGGAAUAAAAUUCGGAGGAUUUUCCGGAAGCCUCAGAAGGAAUCGGAGUCGAGAUGGGUGGAAAGCAUGUUGAAUGAGUUGAAUGAAGGGGAGACUUAUGCUCUACACCUAUGGAACAAGAGAAGUAGAGAAUUGACCAUUGAAGAGGGAAGUGUCAUGGCUAGACUAAUAUCGGCGCAUUGUGUUAUUUGCCGGACAUAAAUAUUACUUCUUUAUAAGAUCAAGAGGGAGUCGGUGGUUGCGGUGCUAUUUUCCGGGAUUAUAAUGGUCAAUUUCUUAGUGUUUUUACCUCAAAAUCUUGAGAUUUCUAGUUCGGUUGCAGAGGAGAUAAUAGAUGUCAUUAAUGCUAUUGAGCUUGCUUGGGUUCGGGAUUGAAAACAUAUUUGGUUGGAGGUUGAUUCAUCUCUGGUACUUGAUUAUAUCCGUACACCGUCUCUUGUCCCUUGGUCUCUUCGAGUUCGUUGGUUAAAUUGCUUAUACCAAAUCUCUCAUAUAUAUGAACUUUAGAGCUUCUCAUAUUUUUCGAUAACGGAAUAAAAUAGUUUAUGCUUUGGCAAUCACGGUACGUCUUGUUCUAAUUUGGUGUGGUGGGAUGAAUUUUCACCAUUUAUAGUAUCAUAUCAUAUUGUAAUACAAACAUUAGAGAUCUGCCUCAAUUUCAUUUUAA